This is a messenger RNA of Myotis lucifugus (little brown bat), 2180 nucleotides long. RefSeq names its product protein EFR3 homolog A-like. The record is from RefSeq and is a predicted model, not a curated record. Gene Ontology annotation, biological process: protein localization to plasma membrane. Lineage: Eukaryota; Metazoa; Chordata; Mammalia; Chiroptera; Vespertilionidae. Gene Ontology annotation, cellular component: plasma membrane.
CUGGCAGCUGUUGGCCGGCAUCGCUGCGUGAGCCGCGGGGUUGGCGUCCGUGCCCUCCGUCCUCCGCUCUCCGCCUCGUCCCGGCCCCCGCGGCUCGGCGUCGGCGCGUCAUGGUGCCAACGGCGUGACCUGCGCGGCCCCGCUGAGCCUGGGAGCGAGCGCCGGCGAGCGCGGCUCGGGUCACCAUGCCUACCCGAGUGUGUUGCUGCUGUUCUGCUUUGCGUCCUCGCUACAAACGCCUGGUGGACAACAUAUUCCCUGAAGACCCGAAAGAUGGCCUUGUUAAAGCUGACAUGGAAAAAUUGACAUUUUAUGCAGUAUCUGCUCCAGAGAAACUGGAUCGAAUUGGUUCUUACCUGGCAGAAAGGUUGAGCAGGGAUGUUGUCAGACAUCGUUCUGGGUAUGUCUUAAUUGCUAUGGAGGCAUUGGACCAGCUUCUCAUGGCUUGCCAUUCUCAAAGCAUCAAGCCAUUUGUAGAAAGCUUCCUUCAUAUGGUAGCAAAGCUGCUGGAAUCAGGGGAACCAAAGCUUCAAGUUCUUGGAACAAACUCUUUUGUCAAAUUUGCAAAUAUUGAAGAAGACACGCCAUCCUAUCACAGACGUUAUGACUUCUUUGUAUCUCGCUUCAGUGCCAUGUGUCAUUCCUGCCAUAGUGAUCCAGAUGUACGAACGGAAAUUCGAAUUGCUGGAAUCAGGGGUAUUCAAGGUGUGGUUCGCAAAACAGUCAAUGAUGAACUUCGGGCUACCAUUUGGGAACCUCAGCAUAUGGAUAAAAUUGUUCCAUCCUUGCUGUUUAACAUGCAGAAGAUAGAAGAGGUCGACAGUCGCAUAGGCCCUCCUUCUUCUCCAUCCGCAGCUGACAAAGAGGAGAAUCCCGCUGUGCUGGCCGAAAACUGUCUCAGAGAGCUGCUGGGUCGAGCGACUUUUGGGAAUAUGAAUAAUGCUGUUAGACCAGUUUUUGCGCAUUUAGAUCAUCACAAACUGUGGGAUCCCAAUGAAUUUGCAGUUCACUGCUUUAAAAUUAUAAUGUAUUCCAUUCAGUUAUUCUUCACCAUGUUGAUCCAGGAGAUUCUAGGGCACCUUGAUGCACGUAAAAAAGAUUCUCCACGAGUUCGAGCAGGUAUUAUUCAGGUUCUGUUAGAGGCUGUCGCCAUUGCUGCCAAAGGUUCCAUAGGACCCACGGUGCUGGAGGUCUUCAACACGCUCUUGAAGCACCUGCGUCUCAGUGUGGAAUUCGAAGCGAACGAUGUCCACGGGGGAUCGAUGGGCAGCGUCAGCUUAAACUCGGCCUCCAAAGACAACGACGAGAAGAUCGUGCAGAACGCCAUCAUCCAAACGAUAGGGUUCUUUGGAAGUAACCUACCAGAUUAUCAGAGGUCAGAAAUCAUGAUGUUCAUUAUGGGGAAGGUACCAGUUUUUGGAACAUCCACUCAUACUUUGGACGUCAGUCAACUAGGGGACUUGGGAACCAGGCGGAUUCAGAUCAUGUUGCUGAGAUCCUUGCUUAUGGUCACCUCUGGGUACAAAGCGAAGACGAUUGUUACUGCGCUACCUGGGUCUUUUCUGGAUCCUCUGCUGUCACCAUCCCUCAUGGAGGACUAUGAAUUGAGACAGUUAGUCUUGGAAGUGAUGCAUAACCUCAUGGAUCGCCACGACAACAGGGCAAAGCUUCGAGGGAUCAGAAUAAUACCUGAUGUAGCUGACCUAAAGAUCAAAAGAGAAAAAAUCUGUAGACAAGACACAAGUUUCAUGAAAAAGAAUGGGCAACAACUAUAUCGGCACAUAUACUUGGGCUGUAAAGAGGAAGACAACGUUCAGAAAAACUAUGAGUUACUUUAUACUUCUCUUGCUCUUAUGACAAUUGAAUUGGCCAAUGAAGAGGUGGUUAUUGAUCUCAUCCGCUUAGCCAUUGCUUUACAGGACAGCGCUAUCCUCAACGAGGACAACCUGCCCAUGUUCCACCGCUGCGGCAUCAUGGCGCUGGUGGCCGCCUACCUCAUCGUCAGCCAGAUGAUCGCCGUCCCUGCGUUUUGCCAGCAUGUUACCAAGGUCAGGUAUUGCGAAAAGCUCCUCAGCUUGGUUUUUAUACAAACAUGGCUGAUUUUCUUUUGGUGAUGAUUAAUUUCAAUUUUGAUGUUUAUGUAUCAAGUUCAGAUAAUUCUAUAGAAUUAUGCAGUGACU